This is a messenger RNA of Mizuhopecten yessoensis (Yesso scallop), 1768 nucleotides long. RefSeq names its product eukaryotic translation initiation factor 3 subunit M-like. Bases 61 to 1215 code for a protein of 384 amino acids. Lineage: Eukaryota; Metazoa; Mollusca; Bivalvia; Pectinida; Pectinidae. Gene Ontology annotation, molecular function: translation initiation factor activity. Gene Ontology annotation, cellular component: eukaryotic translation initiation factor 3 complex; cytoplasm. The record is from RefSeq and is a predicted model, not a curated record. Gene Ontology annotation, biological process: cytoplasmic translational initiation. The transcript is spliced from 10 exons.
CCGGAAGUACUAUUUAUUACCUCUUCCUUUUUCAUUUAUGUCCGCCAUAUUGGAGACAGCAUGAGCACACCGGUGUUCAUAGAUUUGCCUAUUCCUGAGCAGGCUCAGGAGCUGCGGAUAUUCCUGAAAUCCUUCGGUGCUUCUAUAUCGGAGGAACCCUCGGAAGAUGGAAUCCACUCAGAUCUUAAAAAUAUCAUAGAAGCAACAAGUGUGUGCUGGACAGAAAUCAACAAUGAAGCAGAUCUUGAGAUGAUAUUCAACAGCAUCAUAUCCCUGAUCCUGGCCAUGCCACCAGAGGAGAUGGCUGAACCAAUCACCAUGUUCUGUGAAAAAGUUGGCAAACAGCAGAAAACAGACAAAAGAUCACAGAACAGAAUCAAAGUGUUGUCCAACUUGUUUUAUGGUAUUGAUGAGAAGUCAGUGCUUCGAGCCGAUGUUUAUGUAGCCAUGGUCAAACUAGCUCAUCAAUCAGACCUCAUACAAAUGGUGGACACCGACUUAGACAAGGUGAAGAAAUGGACUUCUAUGUGGGACAUUAGCCCAAAGAAAUUACAGAAUCUGCUAAGAAAUCUACACGAUGCUCUUAUAGACUCUAAAUUAAGUGAAAAUGCUACCAAGGUGAUGAUAGAUUUACUAGGGUCCUACACUGAGGACAACGCCUCCCAAGCUAGGGACGACGCCCACAGGUGUAUUGUGACACAUUUAGGAGAUCCCAACACAUUUCUUAUGGACCAUCUCUUGACACUGAAACCAGUAAAGUUCCUUGAGGGGGAGCUCAUACAUGAUCUUUUGACUAUAUUUGUUUCUGGGAAGAUUGCACAGUACCAACAGUUCUACAAGAAUAACACAGACUUUGUGAAAUCUCUAUGUCUCUCUCAUGAACAGAACAUGAGGAAGAUGCGUCUACUGACCUUCAUGCAAAUGGCAGAGAACAGGAUGGAGAUUGAGUACAGUGUUCUUCAGGAGGAAAUGAUGAUGAGCCAGGAGGAGAUAGAACCCUUUGUCAUUGACGUACUGAGAACAAAGGCAGUCAGAGCUAAAAUAGACCAGAUGCAAAAGAAAGUUCUGAUCAGCUCAACAACUCACCGGACUUUUGGUCGCCAGCAGUGGCAGAUGUUGAAACAGCACCUGAUACAGUGGAAGGAGAAUCUAAAGGGUGUACAAGCCAGUUUAUCACAACUCGAUCUUAUUAAUAACCAGACUACAGCCACGUAGUCCCUUCAUCAGACACCACCCGAUCUCUGGUCAGUCAAAGUCUGGUCAGCGGUCACCCUUCUAGAGUUUGGACAGCAGCCAAUACUGGUUGUUAAACGUUAAGGAGAGGGAACAUCUUGGUGCAAGGACUGAUCAUAAGGAAACGGUCAGUUCUCUGCUAGCGUGGACACCGGGUUGUAAUCCUGUGACACAUAUUUAUAGUAAAUUCAAUACAAAACUUUUAGUUCUAAGAGAGGACAAACACAGACUUGUGCCAGUGCAGGAGCUGGUUUGUGGACAUUCUUCUGCUGCAGUAGAUAAUCUGGACAUUUGAUGGGUGAAUGAUUUUGUUGAAUUACGUAGAAAAGUUAGACAUUCUACUGCCACUCAUUAUUUAUUGCAUGAAAAAACAUCCCAUCAAAUUUCAGAUAUCUACUGUAAAUUUUAUUAUGAUUAACUAAAGUGCUUGGCAAACCAGUUUCAAAUUUCUUUCUAUAAAUACCAUCAUGGAUACCUUAAAAUUUAGACUUAAGUCAUUAAAGUGCAAAUAUUUCAAAAUAAAAUUUUCAUCAAA